AUGACGGGGUGCCGAAGGCAUCGCUCGUGUCAAAAUGAUGACGGGGUGCCGAAGGCAUCGCUUGCGUCAAAUGAUGACAAGGUGCCGAAGGCAUCACUUCUGCCUAAUGAUGACAGGGUGCCGAAGGCAUCGCUUCUGCCUAUGAUGACAGGGUGCCGAAGGCAUCGCUCGUGUCAAAAUGAUGACGGGGUGCCGAAGGCAUCGCUCGCGUCAAAUGAUGACGGGGUGCCGAAGGCUUCGCUUCCGCCUAAUGAUGACAGGGUGCCGAAGGCAUCGCUUCUGCCUAUGAUGACAGGGUGCCGAAGGCGUCGCUCGUGUCAAAAUGAUGAUGGGGUGCCGAAGGCAUCGCUCGCGUCAAAUGAUGACAGGGUGCCGAAGGCAUCGCUUUUGCCGAAUGAUGGCGGGGUGCCGAAGGCAUCGCUUGCGUCAAAUGAUGACAGGGUGCCGAAGGCAUCACGUCUACCUAAUGAUGAGGGGUGCCAAAGGCAUAGAGAGACUUGCAGAUUUUUUGUGGAGCCAUCCAUGCGAUGGGGCUCUUCUUAUGCCUUUGGAUGGCUCCAUUGA
This is a messenger RNA of Prunus avium (sweet cherry), 564 nucleotides long. Lineage: Eukaryota; Viridiplantae; Streptophyta; Magnoliopsida; Rosales; Rosaceae. The record is from RefSeq and is a predicted model, not a curated record.